Leptonychotes weddellii (Weddell seal) is the source of this 2722-nucleotide messenger RNA. The record is from RefSeq and is a predicted model, not a curated record. Lineage: Eukaryota; Metazoa; Chordata; Mammalia; Carnivora; Phocidae.
ACGCAGCUUCAACCCAACUCCACCAGCUCUUAAUAUGAUACUAUUUAUUCAAGAGAUCGAGCAUGCCCUGGGACUUGGCCCAGCCAAACAGUGCCCUCUUCGAGACUUUCUCACCGUGUACAUCAAAAACAUCUUCCUCAAUCAGGUCUUGGCAGAGAUCAACAAGGAGAUUGAAGGAGUCACCAAAACAUCUGACCCCUUGAAGAUCCUAGCUAAUGCGGACACCAUGAAGGUGAUGGGGGUGCAGCGGCCUCUCCUACAGAGCACAAUCAUUGUGGAGAAGACAGUGCAGGACCUCAUGAACCUGAUGCACGACCUGAGCGCGUACUCGGAUCAGUUCCUCAACAUGGUGUGCGUGAAGCUGCAGGAGUACAAGGACACCUGUGCAGCGGCCUGCAGGGGCAUUGUCCAGUCAGAAGAGAAACUUGUCAUCAGUGCAUCUUGGGCAAAAGAUGAUGAUAUCAGCAGACUCUUGAAAUCUCUACCAAACUGGAUUAACAUGGCUCAACCCAAACAGCUGAGGCCAAAAAGAGAAGAGGAAGAAGAUUUCAUAAGGGCAGCCUUUGGCAAGGAGUCGGAAGUUCUCAUUGGGAACCUGGGUGAUAAGUUAAUCCCUCCACAAGACAUCCUCCGUGAUGUCAGUGACCUCAAAGCUUUGGCCAACAUGCAUGAAAGCCUGGAGUGGCUAGCAGGUCGAACAAAGUCAGCUUUCUCCAAUCUUUCUACAUCCCAGAUGCUGUCUCCUGCUCAAGAGAGCCAUGUGACCAUGGAUCUGCCCCCAGUGUCGGAGCAGAUCAUGCAGACGCUGAGUGAACUUGCCAAAUCUUUCCAGGAUAUGGCUGACCGCUGCUUGCUUGUCCUGCAUCUGGAAGUCAGGGUUCACUGUUUCCACUAUCUCAUCCCCCUUGCAAAGGAGGGGAACUAUGCCAUCGUGGCUAAUGUGGAAAGUAUGGAUUAUGACCCUCUGGUGGUCAAGCUCAACAAAGACAUCAGCGCCAUUGAAGAGGCCAUGAGUGCCAGCCUUCAGCCGCACAAGUUCCAAUAUAUAUUUGAAGGCCUGGGUCACCUGAUCUCCUGCAUCCUCAUUAAUGGUGCCCAGUACUUCAGGCGCAUCAGUGAGUCUGGCAUCAAGAAGAUGUGUAGGAACAUCUUUGUCCUGCAGCAGAAUUUGACCAACAUCACCAUGUCGCGGGAGGCAGACCUGGAUUUCGCAAGGCAAUAUUACGAGAUGUUAUACAACACGGCUGAUGAACUCCUGAACCUGGUGGUGGACCAGGGCGUGAAGUACACAGAGCUAGAGUACAUCCACGCCCUGACCUUGCUACACCGCAGCCAGACUGGGGUGGGAGACCAGACCACCCAGAACAUGAGGCUGCAGCGGCUCAAGGAGAUCAUUUGCGAGCAGGCUGCCAUCAAGCAAGCCACCAAGGAUAAGAAAAUAACGACGGUUUAAUCGAGCACACUGCUGGAGGUGGGGGGUGGGGGCGCUAUUUUUGUUUACUCAGUCACACUUGCUUCUUUCUCCGGUAUGUUAUUUGGUAUAUUUGAAGCAGACUUGCUUUUCUCUGCACUGAUACUUUAGUGGAGAGAAGACAAGACGAUGUAUUUUUUUUCUGUCUCUUUACUUUGGGCUUUUCAUAUAAACUGUAACGGGAGUUUGCAGUACAGAAUGUUUUGAUUUAACGUCUACUCUAAUGCAGUCAGUUCCAAAGGGUUGAGUGACUAGGGUGGGAUGGGAGGAAGGUUGUAUCAAAUUGGACUCUGAAAAAAUGAAUGCAUAAAUUACAACUACCCAACAAUCUUUAGAAAGCAGGCUGCUCCCUCAGUUUUAGUCCCUUCUUAAAACACUUCAUAGGGUUCUCUUACACAAAGAGUAGAUCUUUACUCUCUUGACCCUGUCAGUUUACAAUACAGUGAAAUAAGCAUAUGUGCAUUGCUUUUUAUCUCUGUUGCCAACAUCAAAUCAGUGGCUUCUCAGCUGGCUGUAAUUUUCAACAAGUUUUCCUAACCAAAACAGGACCUCUUCAGGGCUACGGGGAAAAGUCCUCUUAUCCCAGUCCCUGGGCGAGUUUUGUGUGCGGCCGUUUGUACACAGAAUAUAGUCAGUGUAUUGCCUUUUCGUCUUUACUUCUGCUGCAUCAAAACCAAGAGCCUUCAAAUUAAUCACAAAAAUGGAAGAAUGAAAGGCAGUCCACCCUCCUCUUGAUCUUUUAACCUCUACUUUCCAAGAGUAAAUAAUGGGUAGAGAACUUUUACUCUCAGUUAAACAUUGUUUGGAUGUGAGUGAUUUUUAGAUGCUUACUUGCUCUCGAUGUGAGCCCCUAGGUCUUUCUCACCUUAGAAAGAUGCCCUGGUCCACUCAGCUGAGUGCACGGAAGAUGGGACAGCGUGACAUUCGACCUCUGUGCACCCACCAGCGGAGGCCAUUUCUAAAGUGUUCCCAGGUGGUUUGGGUGCUCACCUCUCCUGGCACACUGAACCCCGCCAUUGCCCCCCAAGUCUCCAAGCAUUCCUGCUACCCAUGGUUGAUAUGUCACAGGAGAAAGCAAGGCACUGACUGGGACACACCUUGGAAACAUGUGGAGAGGAGAGCAGAAAGGAUUUUAAGCAUACACGGCAGCUGGGCCUCACAUUGUGAUGAUCCAAAAUUGUAUACCUGUUUGUACAGCUUUGGUCUUGGUGGGAAAAACAGAAAAUUAAAAAAUGUUUUGAGAAGCUGAAA